Messenger RNA from Miscanthus lutarioriparius, 213 nucleotides. Lineage: Eukaryota; Viridiplantae; Streptophyta; Magnoliopsida; Poales; Poaceae. The record is from the annotation of a GenBank genome assembly.
AUGGAGGCCGCCGUGGUGAGCUCCACGGAGGGCGUCCUGCGGAUCCUCCUGGGCAAGCUCGGCACCGUCCUCGCCGAGAAGUACGUGCUGCUCAGCGGCGUCGGCUGGGAGAUCCAGGAGCCCAAGGACGACCUCGAGAGCAUGAACGCCUGCCUCCGUGGCCUCGCCGCUGGCAGCGAUUACCACCACAGCGAGCAGAUUGCGUUUGCUUGA